CAAGCCGCAACAAUCCUCGUGUAAAUUUUGCACCAGAGUGCUCCUGUUUCUACCUAAUUUUCUCCAAGAAAAAACAUUAUCAUGGCUGCUGCAAAGCCGCAUCUUGCGAAGGAUAACACGAUGAAAGUAACUGCCAAGGAAGGCGUGGACUUUCUCAAAGCUGAGGGUGCCAAGGAUCUUCUGAAGGCGCAGGGCUUGAUUCCUGAUGUCAAGAGGGUCGGCACGAUGGAGAAUACAGCCAAGGAGGCACAUUCAUUGUUGGCAGGUAUGGGCGGUAAGGUUGAUGAUGAUGCCCAGACCAGAGGUCAGCAGAAGCAAUUGGAUGCCAUAACGUCUGAACCACCAGCGAAAAAAGCAAAAUUAUCCAAAAAUUUAACGAUGGCUGCUACUGCUCAGGAAGCCAAAGGUCUGCUGGGUGGAGAGAAACUAGGUGACACACGCCAAGUGACAAAAUCAACAAAAAAGAAGAACGCUGGUGCUGUUCCACAAAAACAGACGUCCAUCCAGCGUUGCAUUGCAGAAUCACAAUAUUUCGUUGAUCCAGUCGAUACGAGCGCAGGACGCCAGACCCGUGCCCAGAAACGUGGCGAUGUUUAUAAAACUCCAGAAAAGAAGGCAAGCAAACCUGCCAAGGCUGGAGGUGCAAAGCGAGGACGGAAACCAAAGAAAGCAGCAGCGGAACCAGCAGCUGAUGCAGAGUAAACGUUACCAUGGUUACCCUUGGGAACUAGACGGGUAGUCGUAGUAACCAUUGUUGUUACUAUAUGGAAUAAUUACAUGAGUGAAAGAAGGUGAUUGUGUAGUAUUUUGGGUAUAUAUACUGUUAGAGUCUUGUUUCACUUGUGGCCAAACUGAGGCCAAAAUUAUCUGCAUCGAAAAAGUGUGUUUUUGUCCUGCAGUAUUCUGUUUCCGUCAGUUCUCCAAUCUGCACUCGAGGAUAGAUAGAAGUUGUAACUUUUACCCGCCACACACCUGUAACUUUCUGGAGUCUCCCACCUAUGUUGACAGGUUGGAGAUGAUAUGCAUGUGGCAUAUGUUGUCUGGCGUUUCAUCAUUUUGGAUUGAAGUUCUGUUUUUGUAAUACUUGAUGUUACUGGUCUCUGUGUACAUGUACUCUUUGUGCCAGUUGGAAUUUAUACUGACUGACUGUAAAAACAUCAAUUAGAAUUUACACAAUGUGUAAGCAAACGUUCAUUAUGGACACGAUUUUAAAAUCACCUAACUAGAAAUUCAAUAUCUGUUUGGAAGGAAGUCUGAAAGAACCAUAUAAGUGGACAUGUUGGUAUGCAUUAUUAUUGACAACCAUGAAUUGCAACUGGAGGCUGCCUUAUACCAUUAGAGAUUAUUAUAAUGAUGCCUGGAUACAAACAGAUGAAAAACCAACUUAAAAGCACACGAGUUUGUUUGUCCACUUAUUUGGUGUAUUAUACAGCCAGAUUCAAGGUACCUUCUAUUUGCCCUCCUCUCGCCGAAGCCCGUAGUUGUAUAUUUUGGAAAGAGAGACAUUCCUCAAAAAACUGGCACAGUGACCUACCCUGCAAAAACUUGGGAACAUAUGCAAUAUAUUUGCAUCAUUAUUUGUUAGUUCAGUAGUAGAAACCGUUGUUGAUGUAACUGUAGAUCUUUUAAUUGAAAAAAGGUACUUCUCGUUGUUGAUCUGUUUAGAAAGGACCAAAUGUGGUGAAAAUUAUGAUAUGCCAAAAAAAACUGCGCAAUGAUGAAAUUGUAUGAAUAGAAUGUUUUACUAUGUGUAUCCUUUUGUUAGAGCGCCAAAUGAUUCCCCUGCAGAUAAGUUGGGAAAUGAUUACACUUUCAUGACUAAGAAUGUAUUUGGAACUGAACAAAACGUGUAUCAAACUUAUUUUUGUUAAGAAAGUGUUAUGUUGGUACUGUCAUUCCAAACAUUCUCAAAAGAUGGAUUCCAAAUUAAUAUAUUUAGGCAUAAUCAAGCAUAUUCAGCAUUUUAGCCUGCAGACCCUCAUUUUGGACUGCAGUGACAUUUUAUAGAAUCAGUGUCGCAUAUAGAAUGUCUAUAAAAAGACAGAAAAUACUGAUCACUCUUAUUGCGAACAACUUUAAAUAAAAAAAUUUAUGUAUACAUAUUAUACUUAUUCAUAUUUAUUUUAUUUCUUCAUCGUGUUUUAAUAAUUUUUUUGAAUUUUAUGCUUUUGGCCUUACUGACACUUGCAUACACAAUUUACUGCACAAUCUUCAGUGUAAUAUGAGGGUAGUGUCAUUUCUCAUUUUGUAGUUAGGUCAUUUUCACCAUUUCAAAUUUGGCAUCUCGAGUUUUGAAAAGCUUGUAACGACGCUGGUUUGGUUUUUGGCAUUAAAAACUGGUAUGAAAGUUGUCUAAGUGUUGUCCUCUUCUUCAAAGGAAAUCACAGUGUUAAUCUGAAUAUUUAUCUUGAUUUAAUGUAUGUCAUACUUGGGUAGAAAAACCCGGGGAAAUUAUCUGACUGUAACUAAGAUUCGUUACAGAGUGUAAGUAGAAAUCAUCCAGUCAUGUCAUCUCUCACAAAAUGUUAGAUCUCAUCAACCAAUCACGUGCAAUGUUUAUAACUGCCUAACUUUACCAUACUUGCCUAACUGCAUGACAGGCUACAGGCUGUUCUGAACGAUUUGUGUCAUUCAUUUUCACUCCGUGGCAUUGUAUUAUUUCCAUUUUCACAGUUAAUACCUAUCUAUAUUAUAUACAGAUUUUACUAGAUAUAUGUGUACUAUCAUGAUCAGCAAUAUUAUGUGACUGACUAUUGAUAAAAUGUAACUUGAGAAUUAUGUAGUUUGGCCAAAAGUUAUAAUUCUCUCCAAUUUGGCCUUUAUGUAUGUUGGUAAACUUAUGUUUUGUAAUGUUUGUUUUGUGGAUAUAAUAAACGGCAUUUCUCUCGGAAGUAA
Molecule: messenger RNA, 2895 nt
Organism: Lineus longissimus
Lineage: Eukaryota; Metazoa; Nemertea; Pilidiophora; Heteronemertea; Lineidae
Exons: 6
Coding region: 82-702 (206 amino acids)
Source: RefSeq, a predicted model, not a curated record